This is a messenger RNA of Haemonchus placei, 240 nucleotides long. NCBI's taxonomy places the organism in Eukaryota, Metazoa, Nematoda, Chromadorea, Rhabditida, Trichostrongylidae. The record is from the annotation of a GenBank genome assembly.
CUUUGCUUUGGGAUAGCGUUCAAGUACUGCGCGCAGGUCCUGCACAGGGAACGGACAGAGGCUCUCGAGGCGAACUAUUGCUACCGUAUCCUUGAGACCACGUUCAUCCCGUUCUUUUUCAAGUGCAAUCCAAUGCUUGCCACUGGUCAGGAUAACCUUGGUGACCUUUUCAGGUUUACAGGUGUUAUCGUCGAUGACAUUUUUAAAAUACGUUCCAGGUGCCAUUUCGGACAAGGAUGA